UGUAUCUAUGUAUAGUGCUUACAUGUCUCCUUCUGAGAACGUGUGUUAGUGAUCUCAUUAGCCGGAUGGGGUCCAAAAAGAACGACCUGGACGAUUGUCUGCUAAGUAAGUACGUACUUACUUUGCCCCGGUUCCCUCACAAAAACACUUCCCCACCCCGGAUAUCAUAUCACAUCUUCCCUUCAAAGAGCAUAACCCCCCCAAAGGUUCAUAAGGCCAUUGGUCUCUCCUCGUGGCACUUGCCAACCUUGGGAGAAAACUGAGAUAGACAAUAUUAUUAGCCUACUUUUCGAUUUCUUUUUAAAGACAACACUCCACCGCUUCGAAAUAUGACAGCUGCUCCGUCCGAAGUCUUGCUAGUGGGGAGUAUUCCGCUGUCGUCAGCGGAGGAAGUCUUCACUACAGUUGCCAACAGUCUCCCUGGGCGAGUUCGUUGCAUCCCCGAUGGCGAAACGGGCGAUCGAGGCAACUAUAUCGGAUGGCAGCUCGCUCGUUUUCCAAAGGAGACCAUCCAGUAUUUCUUGGGCGGCACCGAACCGCCGGCCGACCAUCCAGGCUUUACUCUAGAGUCGAUUCCACCAACAGAAUAUGAUACGGUAGCAUUGAAGUCCUACGAGACUUUUGUCGAACUACGCAAGAAAAAUAUCAUCCCGCCAGGUGUGCGGUUCCUGGUCGCGCUGCCUCCACCGCUGGCCUGCAUUCAAGGCCAUACCAGAAGUGAAUUCCACGCACAGUUAGAGCCUCUCUACGAAAAGCGAAUGCUCGAUUCGCUGGCGAACAUCAUCGAUAAGAUUCCCGCGGAAGACCUGGCGCUGCAGUGGGACGUGUGUUUCGAGGUCACAGCGCUCGAAUUCGACCGCGGUAAUAUCAAGGAGCCCUUCCUCAAAGCCUGGUUCUCCCCUGUCAAGGAAGGCAUCCUCGACCGGUUGGAGCGCAUCAGCGCUAAUAUUCCGGCAAAUGUUCCAUUGGGCUUCCAUCUCUGCUACGGAGACCUUAACCAUCAGCACUUUGUCGAACCACAGGACACAGGGCUAAUCGUUGAUCUGGCCAACUCGAUCGCUGGCCGUCUUAAGCAUCCUGUCGAUUGGGUGCACCUCCCAGUCCCCAAGAGUCGGGACGACGAGGCCUAUUUCGAACCGCUGAAGGAGCUCAACAUCGGCCCCAAUGGACGGCUCUACCUGGGCCUCGUGCAUCCUCAUGACCUGGAGGGAACAAAGCGACGUAUCGAAGUCGCCCGUUCCGUGGUCCCACGCGAUUUUGGAGUAGCUACAGAGUGUGGCAUGGGUCGGACUCCGAAGGAAGACGUCGAUAGUAUUCUCCAGAUUUUGAAAGAUGUUACGGUGCCUGUAUGAUUGGUAGCAAGAAAGGAACAAAUAGAUCUAUCUCAUGUACUAAAAGAGGUAACGCAUAGCACGGCUCUACUUCUCAGAGUAAAUUAAAUUAUAGAAACAAUCC
Molecule: messenger RNA, 1455 nt
Organism: Paecilomyces variotii
Lineage: Eukaryota; Fungi; Ascomycota; Eurotiomycetes; Eurotiales; Thermoascaceae
Exons: 1
Coding region: 330-1352 (340 amino acids)
Source: RefSeq, a predicted model, not a curated record